AUUAUAACACGUACAAACACCCCUAGACAGACCAAAAUACUCACUCCGGCCAUUAUCACUUAAUUCACCGCCAUGAACCACAACCAAUUGUUACCGGAAUCCGUCGCAACUAAUUUCCCCAUCGACAAACCAACCUCCCUGGCCGCGAAAUGCUGGCUCGACGACACCUGCAUUGCCGACCUAGACAAUUUCGUAAAAACCUUGUCCGGGAUUAAAUCCAAAGGCGUCCGACCCGACCUAAUCGGUUCCCUCAUCACACAUUACGCUUGCAAAUGGAUCCCCGAACUCUCGAACGAUCAUCAUCAACCCCCGGCCUCCCCAUCCGUCCUUAACUCGCCACCACAAAGUGCCACCGCGUCUUGGCUCAAAAGGCGGUUCCUCAUAGAGACAAUAAUCACGGUCCUCCCACCCGAAAAAGACGCCAUCCCAUGCACCUUCCUUCUUAAGCUGCUCAAGAAUGCCAACAUGUCUGGUGUCGAUAUCAACGAUCGAAAUGAGCUGGAGAAUAGAGUGGCGUGGCGGCUGGACCAAGCCACUUUGAAAGAGCUGAUGAUACCUUGUUUUAGUCACGAGAGGGGCACGUGCUUGUUUGAUAUCGAAUUGAUGGUACGGCUGGUGAAAAGGUAUGUUGAAUUCACCGACAUUAAUAAUAGUGGUGUUGGGAUGUUUAAGGUUGCGAAGCUUGUGGAUGCGUAUCUUGCCGAAGCUGCUGUUGAUUCGGAGCUCUCCUUGCCGCUGUUUAUGGAGCUAGCCGGAGCUGUUCCCGAACAAGCCCGUGCCACUGACGAUGGCUUAUACCGCGCCAUUGAUACUUAUCUUAAAACCCACGUGAAUGUGACAAAACGAGAAAGAAAGACGUUAUGCAAAUUAAUCGACUGUCAAAAGUUGUCAAUAGAAGCCUCCCUACAUGCUGCACAAAACGAACGCCUACCGGUUAGGUCCGUAAUUCAAGUGCUUUUCUCGGAACAAGCCAAGCUUCAUUCUCAUGUCGACUGGAGUCGCUCAUUCAGCACUACCAAGAGCCCAACCCUCGGGUUGGACGCACACGACAGGUGUCAUUCCUCACGAGAUAUUAUGACGGUGCAACAGAUUGAGAUCAAGAAGUUAAAAGAACAUGUUACAAAGUUAGAAAGACAAUGCCACACGAUGCAGUCUCAAAUCGACAAGCUUUGUGAGAAGAAAAAAUUAGGAUUUUUCAAUUGGAGAAAAUUUGCAACGUCCACGACGUUAAGGACUAUGAGCGUGGAAGUGGUCGAUGAGUCGAGAUUUGACGGAAAAGGGUAUGAUACAGGCAGUAUCGGAAAGCAAACGCCUCUUAUUAAGGGGAAACAAGGAAGGACCAAGACCCCGAAAAGAUGGAGGCAGUCCACAUCUUAAUUUAAUUUCGUUCGUUAAUUAAGAUUCUUUUUGGUCUAAUGAUAUAUGAUUUGUAUUAUAGGAAAAAUAAUAAUGAUGUAACCUUCAUCCGUUAAGUUGUUACUUACUAUAUAUACAUGUAUUAUAUCAUAAUAUAAGAUACUGUUUUAUAUAUAUGUUUACUACUGUCAA
This is a messenger RNA of Erigeron canadensis, 1548 nucleotides long. Its product is annotated as coleoptile phototropism protein 1-like. The record is from RefSeq and is a predicted model, not a curated record. Lineage: Eukaryota; Viridiplantae; Streptophyta; Magnoliopsida; Asterales; Asteraceae. Bases 73 to 1377 code for a protein of 434 amino acids. The transcript is spliced from 2 exons.